GCACCGCCCCCGGCCCCCGCCACACCUCCCGUCCCCCCGGCCGUCCCCCCGCUCCCCGGCGGCGCGGCACCCGCUGCCCGGCCGAGCGGCUGUGCCUGCGCCGCCCCGCCAUGGAGCAGGGGCCGGCGGGGGGCUCCGGCCCCGCUGCUGCCGCCGCCGCCGGCGGCACCGGGGGUCUGCUGCUGUCCCUGAGCGAGACCGAGCAGCAGCGCUACUCCGAGCUCUUCUCGCGGUGCUGCCCGCCCCCAGAGGCGGCCGCCGGGGGGAGCAGCGUGGGCGAGCUGUUCCGGGCCUCCCAGCUGCCCCCGGACACGCUGCACCAGAUUACAGAAGUUUGUGGAGCCAAGCGUGUGGGUUAUUUUGGUCCUGCUCAGUUUUAUAUUGCUUUGAAGUUAAUUGCGGCAGCACAGUCAGGGUUCCCAGUACGGAUUGAGAGCAUUAAGAAUGAAUUACCUCUACCACGAUUUAUGGCGAUGAAAAAUGACACUGAAGUACGUUAUGGGACUCCAGCAGAAUUCCAUGGAGUUAAAUUUCAGGUUCCACAUGCAACUUUGGAAAAAAAUUCCUACAAAAGAACAGAUGAAGGGGACAAACAGGAACCCAAGUCUCCUCCGAUGUCUCCAGUUUGCUCACCUCCUGCUUCUCCAUCUACUUACCAGAGAAUACCCCUAAAUUAUGGAUAUGGUAAAGCAAGAAGUGGGAUGGAACAGCAGCAUGGAGCUCCUUAUGAAGUCAGGCACUCUACUCACCAGCAAGAUGGACCAUCUUCAGGGAAUUAUGGAGCCAAAUCUUCACUCACCUGUUCAACUCCUAAUCGGUCUCUUUCAGUGGAGCGGGAGCAGCAGGACAGCAGCACCCAGUACUCAGAUGACCCUUGGAGGAUAACAGAGGAGCAGCGAGAUUACUACAUUAACCAGUUCAGGUCCCUGCAGCCUGACCUCAAUGCCUUCAUUUCAGGUUCCGUAGCAAAGAAUUUCUUCACAAAAUCCAAGCUGCCCAUCCUGGAACUUUCUCACAUCUGGGAGCUGAGUGAUGUGGAUUGUGAUGGGGCGCUGACACUCCCGGAGUUCUGUGCCGCUUUCCACCUUGUGGUUGCAAGGAAGAAUGGUUACCAGCUGCCUGAGACACUGCCAGAGACACUGCUGCCCGAGUACCUUCAAGCAGCUUGUUUGAAGCCCAUACGUGACUGUGCACUGUUUGAUUCUUAUUCUGAGCCAUUGCCAAGCACUCAGCAGACUCGGGACUUCAGUCGGGCAGAGAAGUCAUCAGCUGAAGAGGUACCUGAUAACUCCACCCUAUUACAAGAUGGAAAGAAAGAUGACAAGCAAGCUCUUAAAGUAAGCACUACCCUCAAAACUAUACCAAAGGAAUUUCAGCACUUGACUGUGAAAGCAGCUGCUCAAGAACCUAAUGCAUUCAGAGCCAGACCACGAUCCAGGUCCUAUUCUAGCACAUCAAUAGAAGAUGCUAUGAAAAAGGGAGAAGAGCCCCCUACUCCACCUCCAAGGCCACAAAAAUCACAUUCCAGAGCUUCCUCUUUGGAUCUGAACAAAAUAUUUCAGCAAAACACACAAGCUGUGAGGUCUGGCUGGCUGCCCCCACCACCACCUGCACUACCCCCUCGACCUUCUGUAUCUCAGACAGAGCAACCAUCUGAGGUUGAAUUACAUUCUCAGAUGAACAGAGCCCCAUCGCAGGCAGAAGAAAACAGUUCAGCAAAAAAGGAGGUUGUUCUUGUUCAACCACCCUCCAAACCUGCGCGCAGGAAGCUCCGGACGGAGGCACAAGGGCUGGAGACCCCCGAGCUCUCUCCCACUAUAAAUGUGACUUCUUCCCUGCCAGCAGUCAAGCCUCACCUCCCAGUCCAAAAACAGUCUUCCAAGCAGAAAAGGGCUAUUCAGACCGCUAUACGAAAAAACAAAGAAGCCAAUGCUGUGCUCGCCAGGUUGAACAGUGAGCUCCAGUAGCAGCUGAAGGAGGUUCACAAGGAGCGCAUUGCCUUGGAAACGCAGCUGGAGCAGCUUCGUCCUGUCACCGUCUUGUGACUUCCCUCAUGGCCGUGCACGAGCAGGAGCAGGGCAGUGUCCAGCAGCCUUGCAAGGAGAGGAGUUCUGUGCAGCUGAGCAGGGUCUCUGCCAAGGCAGUGGGGAGUACUGGCCUUGCUGGUUCUCUCUUCACCCCAUUACACACAUUUUGCCUUUGCAGGUGAGGAAGGUACAGAAAAACAAAUACCUGACUAUGGAAUAUUUCUGAGUGGGGGAUGCUUUGCCUUCUUUCCUCCCCCUUCCCAGCCUAAUGUGUAAAUGCAGUUUAUCACUGAAAUGAAUAACCUGAGAGUGUUUUAUUUAUGUAAAGAAUUCCUGAUUUAUAUGUGUUUUGGCAGCACCUUGUGCCCUGAUCAUUAAGAGGUACAGCAUUCCUGAGUUCUUGCUUAAAUUGAAAACUCAUCCUCUGUGAUGGGCUUCUGGAUGUUACUGAUUCCUGUAGGAUUUUAUCAUUGCAGAGUACCUGUGGAUUUAACAUGUCACAGGAAUAGAACUUGCAAGGUGUACAGAAUCUUUAUCCUCAAUCACAUGUCAAAUAAUUAUUUUCUUAGUACUGUUUAUUAUGCAAUCACGGAUGUAUUUUAAUGUUAGAGAACUUGUAUUUUAUUAGUUCAAGUCACAUAAGAGAACAGUAAAAAAUACUAAAAUAUAAUUAUUUUGGAAAUUAGGAAAAAAAAAAUCUUUUUGAGCUACAGCUGUUUCUAAUCACCAGUAUCUGAGCACUUGCUUGCAUCUACCAGUGUCUCUGCAUUCUUUUAGCAUGUUUGAGAUGGCUGGUGUAUAGCUUUUUUCUUUCCUUUUUUUUCCUUUAACCAACAGUGUAUUUCUAACAAGAGGUUAAAAAUGCAUUCAGGGCAUUUUUAUAAAGGCUAUUCUAUGUACAUUUGUAUUAGUCUGCUUUGUUGUCUUAAUAGCUGCUGAUUUGUUUUAGGGAUGUGUACAAGAACUGUACUUCCAGAAGAGGGAAGAUAGCAGAACUGCUAUGUAUGAGGCUAUAAAAUGUGAGAUGGAAGUAAUUGCCUUUUACAGCAGGCUUUUGUUAAAGUUCCUUUGCACAUCAGUGGAGAUGCUACUGAUAGGAGAAAGCUGCUAAUGUCCAUCUGUUUUCUAAAGGAAGAAGCAAAUAUUAAUCUUUAACCUGCAUUUGAUCCGGGGCCAGCUGAAUCCCGUAGGGAGUUUCCCCUGGAUGCGGUGGUGGCUUUGGUCUCAGUUCUUACAGUGGAAGCUGUCUGAUGAAUGUUGCAGUAUUUCUUGGAGCAAUACUCUUGGAUUGGGUGACUUCAGACAUGUCAACCCUGCUCCCACCAUGGGUAUGGUGUGCUUCACUGCAAAGGGAUGUCACCUACCUGUUGUCCACCUUAAACAUGACCCUGGACAUGUCUCAUUGACCUGAUUUAAGUGCAUGUGGUUGCCUUGCAGAAAUGGUGCAGCAGUUUUGUCACCCUUGUGGGUGUGAUGCUUGCUCCCUGUGCCUGUAGGAUGGCCCUGGGGCUGAGAAGGAGAAGCAGGUUUGAAACAGCUGGGUAACCUCUCCUUGGGGUGUGUCGUGGAAUGGCUGCCGUGGCAUAUCAAAGGGCACCAGAGCAGCCAGAAGUUUUGUUGAGAGAUAAGAAAGGCAUCACUGGGAGUGUUUGAAGUGUUAAGGAGACAGUCUGCUUUGCUGAAAGGAAUGUGGAAGGGGAACAUGAAUCCAGAAGUCCACAGGUGAAAAUAAGCGUUGGCAGAAAUGUUACUGAAAGUCUCUUUUUGUAAUGCACUCGUUUUGAUUCGACUAAAGAUUGCUGUGUCAACAAGCAACAGCUGUUCUUCUGGAUUUGGGACUUCUCUUAUGUGGCUGUUGAAUAGCUGGGGUCAGAUGGUCAUUACUGGUCAGUGACAAAAUGUGAGGAAUGCAAGCUUUUCUGGGAAUCUGCAAAAGAGCCACUGCCCUCUUGCUAGUAGUGGUAUUGCUAAGAAUUUAUUAUCAUUUAUUUCACUUGUUCAUAAUACUACUGAGUCAUUCCUGAGAUUUAAUGAGGUUAAGUGCUCACCCUGUUUGCUUUUUAGUUCAUACAUUGUAAUUUGGAUAAUAAGACCUUGGUAUUUCAUAGGAAAUAAUCAUAUGGCACUCUUGUUUUUUGUUUUAUGGGUAAUUUUUUAAGGAAGGUGUUUAAACUACAACAAAGAAGUGUGUACAUUGCAUUUUUAAGGCAGUAGAGGACUUUUUCAUGUUUGAAAGGGGUUUCCUUUGAAAUAAUCUGCCAUUUAUGAGAGUUAUUCAUGGAAUAGACACUCUUCAAGGGAAGAGUGGAAGAGUCUGCUUUAUACUGUCUUUUUCAAAUGUCUCCCUUCUAAAAUCCAGGGGGUUUUUUUAAUUCACUGGAAAUUAUGAUACUUGCUUAGCCAACAAUGAAAUACUUGCUUGGCUAUUACUUUACCACUGAAUUAAUAAAUGAAAGUAUUUAACAAUCCCUGCAUUUUUAGCAUUGCAAUCAAAUACUCCACUCGGCUUCAAUGACCAGAAUGUGAGUUGAUUUGUAUUAUUUUUGGUGAAAUAUCAGCCAUGAUGAUGAUACACCACUUCACACAUCAGUAAAGUGAAAUAUUCAAGGAGAGGUGUUGAUGUGUUACACAUAUGAUGCAGGAGGUUACUCUUCUGUAUGUCUCAGUGGUUAAGCAUUUAUGAUAGCCCACACAAAAUGAGAAAACGUGUCUGUUCUUGGGAAGCUGUUAGCAUUUUGAGAAGAGGAGAGGGCAUCAUGAAGCUGUGGCAGUGCUUCUGUCAGUUGCUUCAUGCAGCCAUGCUUAUGGCUACUGUUAACAGUCCCUGGCUGGUCCAAAUUCACAUCUAAAUCCACUAUUACAAAUUUUCUUCAAAAUUACUUUUUCUUUAGAAAAAUGUGGAUAGAUCAAAAUCAUAAUUUCUUGCUGAAACCUUUACAUUCUCAGACUUUGGAUGGGAGUUGCUCCUACAUCCAAAACCAUUUGGUCAGAAAGGGAGACCUUACAGGCUUGGUGUUCAGAGUACUUUCCUGAGCUACAGGUGAGUGAUCAGCUUUAAGCCCCUGACAUCCCUGAUCCAGAACAGCAACUAAGGUUUGUCUGCCCCAGCUGCCAGCCUGCUGAAGGAGUGGAAUCACAUUCCCAUGCAUGACCUCUCACAUUCCUCAGUUUCUGGUUUCAGUAGGUACUUGGGCAGAGCACAACAUGCCCAGCAAGAGAGGUUAAGUGGGAACAGGAGCACGGCAUCCUUGCAUCUGAGAGGAGGUGCUGACCAUGAGCCUGGUGCCCCUUUUCAAGUUUUCAGUGGGCAAAUAAAUAUUUUUGUCUACAGAACGGGGCUAGGCAGAGCAGAUAAGGAUCUUCCUCAGUGUGUCAGUAAGUGUGCAUUCAGGUGUAUUCCAUUUGUUCAUGCAUUUCUUUAUGGGUCUGUUAACAUUCAUAUUACCUGAUACCUAUAUUUGUUUCAAGCUAUGGUAAUUCUGUGGUGAAAAAAGAAAAGCUAAGUGCUGUGACUGAUUGCCUUUGUAGAUAAGCCAUUUUUAUUUGAGCCUUUCAAAAUAAAUAAUGACCUGGUAAUUAAGCAAGGCAAACAGUUUCCAUUUCUGAGGCAUUCCUUUAUUAAACAAACUACCUGUGAACACACAUUAAUCCUAAAGGAUCAAUGUCCUUCUCCUAGUUAUUAAUAUUACACUAGGAUGCAGUGGAAACAUGACCAACUCUUUCCAGAAAGUCCUCAGUUCGCUCUUCUAGAGACUUUUGGUGAUGUAACAAAAGUGUGUUUAGUCAAGGCAGCUUUGUUACUGUUGAAUUGUUGGAUAUCCUGUUAAAGUCAAAAUAUUGUCUUCAGACUGCAUGGCAGUAGUUUUCCUGUUGGAAAUUCUGUAUCCACAUCAGGGAUAGGCAUUUGUUUGGCUAUCAUCCAGACAGUUCCAGCCUGAUGGAUGAUCAUAAGGUUGGAGCACCUCUCCUGUGAAGACAGGCUGAGUUCAGGUUGUUCAGCCUAGAGAAAAGAAGGCUCUGAGGAGACCUUAUAGCACCUUUCAGUACCUAAAGGUGCUGCAAGAGAGCUGGAGAGGGACUUUCUGUACGAGCAUGUCGUGACAGGACAAGGAGAAAUGGCUUCAAACUGCAAGAAGGCAAGUUUGGAUUAGAAAUAAGGAAGAAGCUCUUUACUGUGAAGGUGGUGAGACACUGCAAGACGUUGCCAGAGAAAUUGUGGCUGCCCAUCCCUUGAAGUGUCCAGGGCCAGGUUGGAUGGGGCUUUGAGCAACCUGAACAGUGAAAGGAGUCCCUGUCCACAGCAGGGGGGGUGGAACUAGAUGAUCUUCACGGUCACUUCCAAUCCAAACCAGUCUCUGAUUCUACAACACUGCCAAGGCUAGCCAGCAUAGGGUGAUUAGACUGUGCAUGGUAAAAUGACCACAGAUGGAUGGCUGGGAUUUGGAAACCUUCAUGGGAAGCACUUAGGAAGGGCAUUAUGUGAAAAUUGCCUGUUGGGGGGGUUGCCUGUUGCAUAGGUUGCUUUCCUCCCAGCUGAACUUCCAAAUCAAGAGGCAGAGAUCCGUAAAAGCUGCUAGCUGGGAAAGGAGGGAUGUCCAUUUUCAGUGCCAUCAGCCUUUCAGUCUCCAGCAUACACAGUCUUUGACAAGAAAACACAUGGGUUCAUGAAGCCACUUAUUUUAUUGGCUAAAGAGUAAAAUAUUUUUUUUCAGGAAAAGAAGUAAAUCUUAGUGAUUUAGUAUCUUUGAAAAGAGAUUAUGUAUUUUGAAGCUUUUUUCAGCUAUCUUGAUAUGUGCUAUGAAUAUAUGCAUUAUGUUUUACUCUGUUACAGAUUUUUUGAUACAAAAAAGUUGUAUUGCAAGCAUUAUGGUUGUUAAUCUAAAAAAAUGCCCCAAGGCUAUUAUAUAUUUGAAUUUUAACUUAUAAAUUAGAUAGCCAGAUUUAAGUAAUUUGUUUUCACAGCUGCAGACCGUCCCCAUGGUAAGCUGCGAAAUGUAUAGUGUUCUAUACUAUGCCCAUCUAAUUUUGGAAAAUGUAUGUGAUAUGAAGCUGGGUGCUACAUUAAAAUAAAAGCGUCCAAUGAGUUCAAA
Motacilla alba alba is the source of this 7117-nucleotide messenger RNA. It is a transcript of the gene REPS2, whose product is annotated as RALBP1 associated Eps domain containing 2. Gene Ontology annotation, molecular function: protein binding; calcium ion binding. The transcript has 18 exons. The record is from RefSeq and is a predicted model, not a curated record. The coding region runs from base 111 to 1967 and encodes 618 amino acids. Gene Ontology annotation, cellular component: plasma membrane; cytoplasm. Gene Ontology annotation, biological process: endosomal transport; endocytosis. Lineage: Eukaryota; Metazoa; Chordata; Aves; Passeriformes; Motacillidae.